AUCACUGUGCUGCAUGUAGCGAGAAAAGGACCUCUAAAAGCUAGUAAGCGAUGCACGUGGGUGUGUCGGUGUCUGUUAGAGGUUGUUUACUGUCUUUCUUAUCCUCGGCUCAAGUGGGAAUUAAUAGGCGUGUAUUUAAUAAAACACAACGCCACUUUACGUCGUUUUAUUCCGUUAAUUCUCCUCUGAAUCGUCCCUUUUGUUCUCCACGGUGUCAACAGAGCAGCUGGGCGAUGGAGCAGGCAGCUACUAGCACCAUAGCAACACCGGAGCAGGUAAACAGCCCGGUGUCUGCGGAGAAACAACACACAAACAAAGAGGCCACAGAAACUAGCAAAAGAAAAAGCGACGAGCCGGCUGAAGCUGAGACGAGUGUCCGAGGCAAGAGGCGGAGAGGAGCCGGAGGGAAGAAGCAGCAGCUCCGUCCCGGUGAGAGGUACAUCCCUCCUCCGCAGAGGAAGAACCAGGGAGUCUCCUUCAGCCAGCAGCACUUCGACGAGGCCUCCUACUACUUUGAAGGUGGCCUGCGCAAAGUGUACCCGUACUACUACGACUUCAAGACGUACUGCAAAGGGCGGUGGAUCGGGAAGAGCCUGCUGGAGGUGUUCGAGACUGAGUUCAGGUGUGAGUCCAUCGAGUACUACCAGAGGGCUGCAGGAGAGGGGCGCAUCCGGCUCAACGACACACCUGUGGAGGACCUGUCUGUGGUGCUCAGGAAUAAUGACCUCAUGACGAACACCGUGCAUCGCCACGAGCCGCCUGUAGUCGGCAGACCCCUGGACGUUCUGGUGGAUGAUGGUGAAGUGCUUGUGGUCAACAAGCCCCCCUCCAUGCCGGUCCAUCCCUGCGGCCGCUUCCGCCACAACACGGUGAUUUUCAUCCUGGGAAAAGAGCGGGGCAUCUCUGAGCUCCACACGGUCCACAGACUGGACAGGCUCACCUCUGGAGUGCUGCUGUUUGCCAGGACGCUGGAGACGUCAAAGAAACUGGACCAGUUGGUGAGAGACAGACAGCUUGAAAAGGAGUACGUGUGCAGAGUAGAGGGGGAGUUUCCAGAGGAGGAGCUGAUCUGCGAGGAGCCCAUCCUUGUCGUGUCCUUUAAAGUCGGCCUCUGCCGAGUCGACCCGAAGGGUAAGGAGUGCAGAACCGUCUUCCACAGGAUUAGCUUUAAUGGAAAAACCAGCGUGGUCCGCUGUUUGCCCCUGACCGGCCGCACACACCAGAUCAGAGUCCACCUCCAGUACCUGGGCUUCCCCAUUCUCAAUGAUCCCAUCUAUGGGUCGUCAGCCUGGGGUCCUCACAGGGGGAAGGGGGGAGAGGUGGGGAAGAGUACCGAGGAGCUGCUGCAGGCUCUGGUUGAGGAACAUCGCUCUCAGGAAAGUCUUCACCUGCUGGAUAUCCCGGGUGAUGGGAUAGGGAGUGAACAAGAUGUAGAGAAAAACAAAACGUCUGAGAAAGUGGAUAACUCAGAUGACACCUCUGAACCUAACAAAAGUGGAGAGAGUCAUCAGAUCGACACGCAGGUGCCGACAGGUUGCAGCUCAAGCAAUGAGACAGUGGAUAAGGUGAAUCAGGGCUGCACAGACCCAAACGGUAACAGCAGCUCACUCAAAUCUCAACCCGACAAAUCAAAUGGAAAACAGACCGAAGCAACAACUCCUUCAGAGACUAAAGACCACCUGUGCAGUGAGUGUAAGCUAGUACGACCAGAUCCCACAGAGAAGGAGCUCAUCAUGUAUCUCCACGCUUUACGCUACAAAGGACCCGACUUUGAAUAUUCUACACCUUUACCCGAUUGGGCCAAAGAGGACUGGGUCGAGACUGAUUGGAGCUGACCGCUGAUGGCGUUUAGGUUACUGCCAUCAUGCAUGUUUUUUAUUUUUUUCAGACAUUAAAAAAGUAUGAUCAGAAAUCCUUUAAGAGGUUUUGCUCUGAGGCAGUUUUGAUUUUUCUGUGAGGCAAAUGCUAAAUUGUCUUAGCAUAUGCUGAAUGUAGAAAUAUGUUUUCUGUUGGCUCCAAGCUGUAAAAUAGAAAUAUAAAAUGGCAUUGUAUUCUUUCUUGUUUUACUUUCUUUUAAAGGUACAGUGUGUAGGAUUUGGCGACAUCUAGUGGUGUGGUUGCAGACUGCAAGAUACAUCCGUGUAGAGGACCAGCACCCUAUGUAGAUAUGAAGGGCUCAUUCUACUGUAAGCUAACAAAAACACAAUGAUUCUUAGUUUCAAGUGAUUAAACACUAAUGAAAACGUUACGUUACAUUACGUUAUGAAUAUUAUAUUCCAUUUCUGCCAAUGGAUCCCCCUAAAUCCUACACAUUGGACCUUUUUAAUAUCAAGAAACUGAUUUUUAAUGAUUUUAUUUCAUCCUUUAAGCCUGUAAUCUGCCCAGUAACCCAACCAAGAUUUGAAAUAAAUUAAAAGCCAGUCUGCAGGAAAAAUAAA
Molecule: messenger RNA, 2438 nt
Organism: Sebastes umbrosus (honeycomb rockfish)
Lineage: Eukaryota; Metazoa; Chordata; Actinopteri; Perciformes; Sebastidae
Gene: rpusd2
Product: RNA pseudouridine synthase domain containing 2
Exons: 3
Coding region: 51-1835 (594 amino acids)
Biological process (GO): pseudouridine synthesis
Molecular function (GO): RNA binding; pseudouridine synthase activity
Source: RefSeq, a predicted model, not a curated record